This is a messenger RNA of Trichosporon asahii var. asahii CBS 2479, 2493 nucleotides long. RefSeq names its product fmHP-like protein. Lineage: Eukaryota; Fungi; Basidiomycota; Tremellomycetes; Trichosporonales; Trichosporonaceae. The transcript has a single exon. The record is from RefSeq and is a predicted model, not a curated record. Bases 1 to 2493 code for a protein of 830 amino acids.
AUGGCCGACGGCGGCACCACAGCACACCACGGGAGCUCGGAGAGCACUGGUUCCGUGGCGCUCGACCCCGCCAUGAUUGAGCUGGUCGAGAAACUUAGCGUGACGCCCGAGCCAUUGACGCCAUUGACUGACUGCCAACUGGCAGACAUCUAUGCGUCAAAGCGCCGCUCAUCCGUACCCCCGUUCCCUCCGCAACUCGAGCUGCAACAUCUGUCCAGCACGUCUUCCUCGACCGCCUCCAGCCAAGGCGAACUCACCACUCCCGUCACCAUGCUCUUCCCCCUCCCGCCAACUACCGCUGCCGGCGCCGCCGGACGACCACCGCCCUUGAACCUGUCCCAUGGAAGUUCCAAGGAGAGUCAGCCCGCCGCUUCGGGUGACAUGGGGGCGUUCGAGGGCUCGACCGGCAGUGGUGGCUUGCUGACCCUGGAGAUAGGCGAUCAGUUCUUGUCACCCACGGCGCAUUCCUUUGACUUCGAUCGUCUAACUCCCACCUCCACAUCAUCGCCAACCGUGCCCUCGCUCGAUAAGCUUACUGUGCGCCAACAAAAGAGCAGUAGCUCAUUAAGUGCGCUCAGCGCCAAGUCGUACCCGAACGGUCUCCUCAGCCCGAUCUGCGUCGACACUACCGCGGCAGCACAACAGAGCGAGUGGUCUGCCUCGGCACACUCUUCAGCAGGAGAUCACACUACUGUUGGAGACUGCACGACAUCUUCCUUUGGACACUCGCCAACAUCGCCCCUUUCACCACUUUCUCCACCACCGCCGCUGCCGGAGAAGGACAGCAAGUAUAGGAGUAUGGUCAUGUUCGGACGACAAUCGUUUGGCGUUCACGGCGGGAAGGACCAGGAGCAGGCUGUUGCGUCGGUGCUGGACGACCUCGUCGAGGAGGAGACGAACGAAUCGGAUCCGGAAACGUCACUGGCGACCCACUUUCCCGAGAAGCGGCGAUCGAUCAAGGACGUCGAGGAGAUCAUGGCGGACGACCUGAACGACCUGCGAGACGCGUUCCUUCCUCCGGAGACGCGAUCGCGAUCGCGCACGGUGACUUCCAGAUCUGCGACACGAACGAAAUCGGUUGGAACAUUCAAGCUUCUGGGCACGAACAAACCCGUUCCAGGCCAUGGCACCCCUUCGACGUACACGGUGAAGAGCGGAAGGAAGAUGGGACGGCGAUCGUCCAGCAUUAACGGAACUGACGAGAAGCUGCUCGAGAUUUGGUCGGCACCGCCACUGCUUGCUGUGGUGGAGGCCGAGACUUCAAUCGUGCGCGACGAGAAUGGACGGGCCGUGCACUUUGGUGACCUUCUCCCGAAGGGUGUCGCUGCGAGGCAGGGCGCCGGCUCAAACGACUCGCCCAAAGUCGUCGUCAUCUUCAUGCGACACUUCUGGUGCCCGCUCGGGCAGGACUACAUUGUACGCUCGAUCUCGCAGCUCGACCCCAGCACGCUGCGUUCGCACAACACACAGGUCGUAUUGAUCGCCCCGGGAUCCUACAAGCUGAUCAAGAAGUACCGCAAGCUGUGCCAGUGUCCCUACCCGAUCUACUCGGACAGUACGCGGCACUUGUACAAGCUGAUGGGACUGUCGGACUUCCUCGGCGACGACAAGCGGUACCACCAGCAGCGACAGAACACGUCGUCGCAGACGCUCAAGAGUCUGCGGAAUGGUUUCCUGAAGCUUCCCGGCGACCCGGGAAGCGCGCGACAGCUCGGAGGCGAGUUCAUCUUCGGAGCCGACAACGUGUGCGAGUUUGCGCACCGCAUGACGACACCGAGCGACCACCUCGAGGCGUCGGCUGUGCUCAGGACAGCGGGGGUCGAGAUGCCCUCGCCGCUGUUUCGGUCCGGCUCCACCCUUUCUUCGAUUGGCAACGGCAUAGUGUGCAUUGACAAGGAGCGAAAGGGGUCGUGGGAGACGUCGCGGAUGUCAGAUGUCGGCAGCGCGUCGGACAUGAAGCGUCCGACCAAGCUCGAGCGCGAAAGCGCGACCUGGGACGAGGACACGGAGGAGUAUGUCGAGUCGCUGGGACCGAUGUCGAGCACGUCUUCGUCGCACCAGCACUCGACCUCGGCACACGGACACCAGCAUCAUGCGCCGCGGCGUUCUGUCGACUCGCCCAGCCCCGUGCAGGAGGUGCAGAUGGAGCCGAACUCGCCCACACGUCCGGUCAAGUCGCCCCUCCGCGCCAGCAUGUACCAGCAGCAGCUCCAGCAGCUUCAGCAGUUGCAGCAGCAGCAGACGCAGAACGUGCAGACGAUCAACAACCACUACAACUCGUUCGCGGAGAAGCGGGAGCGCGACAAGCCCAUGUCGACGUGGUCCUCGUCGAGCUCCUCCGAGACUGGCAUCGUCACGACCCCACAGCAGCAGAACCUGCCCCCCAUUCACCCCCUCGACGCGACGAGCAGCGAGCAGAAGGACAAGGAGUACGAGGAGCUCGUGCGCAAGUACCGUGCCCAGAAGUGGGGGCUCGCGUACGAGAUGGACUAG